AUGAGCUUGAAAAUUGCCACUUUAACAACAUUUUUGGUCACAUACACCAAGCUGAUUUAUUUCAAACUUCAAAGAUUACAAUAUCACACCUUAGUGGCUAAUGCUCAUUUGAGAGGAUUCACAAAUACAAUCCGAGCAGUUCACAGCCAGCUGGAUUUGGCCUUAAUCCGAUCUAAGACAUCAGUGCAGGUCCCUGCUCCAUAUGCUGGUAUCAUCGAGGAGCUCCUGGUACCUGAUGGAGGUAAAGUGGAAGGAGGAACCCCUCUCUUCAAACUCAGGAGGGCAGAAGUUGGUGCUGCAAAGCCUAAACCAGAAGCGCCUCCUACCCCCAAACCAGAUACAGCUCCACCACCUCCACCUCCAGCUGCAGCAGGCGCGAUUCCUACCACAAUGCCACCGGUGCCACCAAUAAAUAUGCAGGCCAUUGAUAGUAAACCUGUGUCGGCAGUGAAGCCUUCUGUUGGACACCUCACCCCGGCUGCAGACGUGGCGGUGAAAGGUCUCAGAUCUGAGCAUAGGGUUAAAAUGAACAGAAUGCGACUUCGAAUUGCACAGCGACUAAAGGAGGCUCAGAAUACUUGUGCCAUGCUGACUACCUUCAAUGAAAUUGACAUGAGUAAUAUCCAGGAAAUGAGAAAUCUACACAAAGAAACCUUCCUCAAGAAACACAACAUAAAGUUAGGUUUCAUGUCUGCAUUUGUCAAAGCAUCUAGUUUUGCACUACAGAAUCAGCCAGUGGUAAAUGCUGUUAUUGAUGAUACAACAAAAGAAGUGGUCUACCGUGAUUAUGUCGACAUCAGCGUUGCUGUAGCAACACCAAAGGGCCUGGUAGUCCCCGUGAUCCGAAAUGUUGAAACAAUGAACUAUGCUGACAUUGAGAAAGCAAUCAAUGAGCUGGGAGAGAAGGCCCGUAAAAAUGAGCUGGCCAUAGAAGACAUGGAUGGAGGUACUUUCACAAUCAGCAAUGGAGGAGUGUUUGGUUCAAUGUUUGGGACACCAAUCAUCAACCCGCCCCAGUCUGCCAUUCUUGGCAUGCAUGGUAUUUUUGAGAGACCAGUUGCAGUCAAGGGCCAGGUUGUGAUUCGUCCAAUGAUGUAUGUGGCCCUUACCUAUGAUCACCGUUUGAUUGAUGGCAGAGAAGCAGUGCUUUUCCUUCGAAAAAUUAAAGCUGCAGUUGAAGACCCUCGUGUGCUGCUCCUUGACAUUUAGACUCUAAUUGUUAUUUAAAGGAUAACAUACUCGAUAUGCCACAUACAUUUUCACAUAUUAAAUGUUUGUUAAACCUUUUUUGAUGUUUAAAAUUAUAAAUGAAUGUUAUAUGGACAGAUUGCAAUUCUGUAGCAAUGAUUUAUAAUAGAAGGAUAUUGCAUGUCAGGGUCCUAAUCUAUAUUUAGAGUAACUUAAUAAACUAGCAUGGCUAACUUAUCACUGAUCUUUUUGUUGGGGGAAGCAACUUUGAGAUCCCUCCCUCUUUUGGUAUUAAACAAACACAACUGGUAGUUACACUGCAAGAAAUUAUGGUGGACUGGUGCAAGAGCUGGAAAUGUCAUAUUGAUACGCUGUGUUUGCUGAUCUUGAGAUUGUUGCUAAGGCAAGUCGUGAAUCCUCUGACAGAUGCUGUUCUUGAUGAGAGAAUGUUUCACAGUUGUGGAGCAGUGCUAAAAUAUUUUCCUUUCCACCACUGAAACAAUUUUUAAAUGUAUUGCCUAAAAGGAGAAUACAUCCAGCAAUAUUGCUCCCCAUUCAGUUAAGUGCAGAGAGAAGGUAAACUCAUUAUCCUUGUUCUGGGACCUUGAGUUGCAAAAAUGUUACCAUUUCUGCAGCAAAAUUACCUAAAUUCAUGAUCUGAGAAUCCUUGAUUUUUAACUUUACAGUUUCCUGUGACUCACCAUGAGACCUCACGCUGACAGGAUUAAUGUGUUCCUGGAAUUUAUUUCCACUGUUUAAAAUUCAUGUUCUUUCAUAAUCAAGGAGUCUCAGAAGAUAUUUUGGAUAACAAAGGUAGACGAUGGGAUUCUACAUCUCAAACUAUUGUGAAACUUUCAUAUCCUAAAACCAGUUUGGAGAAUUUUGUCCAAUUAGGCAAUCUGAAUUGCAGAAGUACUCCUGCAGAAUAUGUGUAAAAGUGCACAGUUGCAUUUGAUAUCGUAAAGUCACGAGUUGCUUGUAGACUUGAGUAUAAAUUUACAACAUCAAAAUGUUGUAUUUCCACUUGCACUAAACCUAUGUAAGUUUUUCUUAUUGCUUCAUCUUUGUAUAAGAUUCAUUACUAUUUCAUUCUUUUCACCCUCCAUCACUCCUUUUUCUGAAAUGCUUAGUUGAAAUUAGGGACUUUAAAGCAUUUGUGCAUCAGAAACAUGAGAUCCUCUUUGUCACUGUGCUGUGCUGCAUAAUAUUAGUCCCCAAGCAUUGCGCCAUGGGACCACAUCACUACAUUGAGAACAAAGCAGUAUGUUUCAAACCAAACCAAACCAAACAACUUCUGGCUUGAAAUUAGUUCCUGCCCUCAGAAUUGAGCUAGCUUUACAGAUGGAUAAAUACGCACAAUUUUUUCAUCCCAUACAGUGCUGAGGUCUGCAGACAGUAUUAGAAUUAGUAGGAAUGGCAAACUUAAAUCACCACAUCAGGGUAUUAUUUAAAUUAACAGAACUUUGUAUCUUUAUAGUGUUUUUGUCAUGUAAGAAAAUAUUCCUGCACCCUUGAGUGAACUGAGUCCUUUAGAAGUAAUCAUUAGCUGUGAAGUAUUGCCUGACAUGCAAUAGCCUCCUUAUGUAGAUGGAUUAUAAUUGUACAAAUUGAUAAAUGGUUGAUAGCUGGCUCUCUUAUGAAAGUAAGGACAGCAAUCUACUAUUCUUCUGGAGAACAUGGCAGUCAGGGAUUUGCCAGUCUUGCACUGUGGUCAUAAGUAUACAAUACACGUAAAGAUUGAAAAUGAAAGGCUGAUCGAGUGGAGUUGAGUUGUAUUGUUUGGUGGUGGGGGCGCUGGUGGAAGCAAAAUGUAAAGCGCUGGGAAUGAGGAAAGAGAGAGAGAGAACAUUAAGUUUUAAUUUACAAGAUACAUGUGUCGUCUUUGAUGUUACUGGGCAUUAACUAAAACAAAAUGACCCAGGUGUCUUCCUUGCUGAGGACAAAUACAUAUAAUUGCUAAUACUGUUCCCAGUUUCCCUCAAACUUGCACAUAGUUGCCCAGCAGUGAUACUGAGUAUCAGUAUUACUUUCCUCAGAUUGUGCAACUUUUAAAUAUCUGAUGCAUGGUCAUGGCCAUGUUUUUACUUGUGGCACAAUCUAAUCUGUUGCGGUUCUGGCCAUGGGAGAUGGUUAGAUGUAUGUAUGCUUUUUAUUUAAAUUAUCUGCACCGCAGUGCGGUCAGUGGGAGGAAAGAAGCCAACCUGAGAGUGAUAAAUAGAUCCGUUAACCAAAAAAGAGAACAAAGUCUUAGAGGGUUAUUGAGAACUUGCUUCCAUACAACCUCUAACUCUUGUGUGCCUGCUGGAUGACUCGAGAUAUCUUAUACUUGAUUGUACCAUUUGAUCCACUCCUAGUUGGUGCUUUGACGUGACUUUCAUGACACUCGGGAUGUUUAGUAUUGCCAUGUACCACUCAGUUAUUGAAAUUCCAAAGAGAUUUACAUUUAUAACCGGGAAAUGAGGCAGUAAAGUUGGAAUGAUGCAGAGGAGAAAUUGUUAUGUAAUAGUUUAUUUGAAAACAAAAAUAAAUGUAUCUAACUGUU
Messenger RNA from Rhincodon typus (whale shark), 3730 nucleotides. It is a transcript of the gene dlst, whose product is annotated as dihydrolipoamide S-succinyltransferase. Gene Ontology annotation, molecular function: dihydrolipoyllysine-residue succinyltransferase activity. Gene Ontology annotation, biological process: tricarboxylic acid cycle. The transcript has 12 exons. The record is from RefSeq and is a predicted model, not a curated record. Bases 1 to 1209 code for a protein of 402 amino acids. Lineage: Eukaryota; Metazoa; Chordata; Chondrichthyes; Orectolobiformes; Rhincodontidae. Gene Ontology annotation, cellular component: oxoglutarate dehydrogenase complex.